AUGUGUCGUCCGCUUAUCAAGGCUGCUGGGGGCCCUACGCGCGCUGGAAUACGCCUUUUCUGGCGAGGUAGAGCGCUCACUGGCAAGCUGACAGGGCGAGUGGGCCACAUACCACAAGAUCAGCAUCCCAAACAUCCCUUUCGAGUAAAAGAAGACCUCAGCGCUCACGGUACUGAACGUCUCUCAGCGCCCAAUAGCCUGGAUCGAACGUGA
Messenger RNA from Penicillium chermesinum, 213 nucleotides. RefSeq lists its product as uncharacterized. NCBI's taxonomy places the organism in Eukaryota, Fungi, Ascomycota, Eurotiomycetes, Eurotiales, Aspergillaceae. The record is from RefSeq and is a predicted model, not a curated record. The transcript has a single exon. The coding region runs from base 1 to 213 and encodes 70 amino acids.